AUGGCGCCUAGAAGCCGUAGUUACAAAAUUUCAGCUACUCCUUCUACCAUUUUCGCCCAUUUGUUAGUGAUUGCAGUGGCAACACUUGUGCUUGUAUGGCUUCUGGAAAAAAGGAACGGUUUUGCAUUUAAUUCUGUUAACAAAUUCAAGAUUUUCAACUUGCAUCCAUUUUUCAUGAUAAUCGGAUAUAUAUUAAUUGGUGGAGAAGCUAUAAUGGCACACAAGACAAUCCCUGCCACAAGACGAGCUCAAAAGACAGUUCAUUUGUUGCUGCAUUUAGUAGCUCUUCUGUGUGGAAUUGUGGGAAUUUAUGUAGUUUUCAAGUUUCACAAUGAAGCAGGUCUUCCCAAUAUGUAUUCUUUACAUUCUUGGUUGGGCAUGGGCACCAUCUGCUUAUAUGGUUUACAGUGGCUGCUUGGUUUCUUCUCUUACGUGUUCCCGAGAGCAGAAACGUCAAGCAGAGCCUCGUUCUUGCCAUGGCAUGUUUUCUUCGGACUGGCGAUUUUCAUCUUAGCAAUAUGCGCAGCUGAGACUGGUCUGCUUGAGAAAUUCCUUUUCUUGGGCCUCUUUCGCAGCCAGGAAGCUCUUAUUGUCAAUUUCAUUGGCAUAUUGCUCAUUCUAUUUGCCAUAAGUGUUGGACUCACUGUUGUCCUUCCAAGAGUUCAUUAA
Messenger RNA from Mangifera indica (mango), 669 nucleotides. RefSeq names its product probable ascorbate-specific transmembrane electron transporter 1. Gene Ontology annotation, molecular function: oxidoreductase activity. The transcript has 4 exons. NCBI's taxonomy places the organism in Eukaryota, Viridiplantae, Streptophyta, Magnoliopsida, Sapindales, Anacardiaceae. The coding region runs from base 1 to 669 and encodes 222 amino acids. The record is from RefSeq and is a predicted model, not a curated record.